This is a messenger RNA of Nicotiana tabacum (common tobacco), 1764 nucleotides long. The record is from RefSeq and is a predicted model, not a curated record. NCBI's taxonomy places the organism in Eukaryota, Viridiplantae, Streptophyta, Magnoliopsida, Solanales, Solanaceae.
UAAAUGGGGCCAAAAGAAGAAAAAUAAACAGAGAAACAGAUGGAGGAAUUUUAAGACUACAGUAAAGAUAUUUUUUUCGUUGUGUGGGUGUUAGCUAGCAUCAGAAAAAAAUUGAUCUUUCUCGUCACUCUCAUAAUCUCAACUACACAUUUGUUGUUGUCCUCUUUCUUUCCUAACUUGUGUUAUGAAAUCAGAGAUCAGUUAAAAUCCAGUCAAUAAACAACAACAAUGGUAAAAGCUUUUACCUCCAAUACUAGUCUUCCGCCAUGUAAUUCCUCUGAGCCACCUCCAAUCCCAUGUCAUCCUCAAUUCCACCUGAAACCCAACACCCGCCGUCACCUUAUCACCUCACUUUCCAUUCUAAUAUCUCCAUUUUUCGCUUCUCCAAAGCUUAAUUAUGACCCACUUAGCCCAUUUUCUUUACCAGUAUCAAAUGCGCGUGGGCUUUUCCAAAUGCCACCUGUUCGCCUCACCAACCGGUAUUUUUUGGUGAGAGCAGGGGAGUCGGAAUAUGAGAGUUUGGGGAUAAUUAACACAAACCCAGUUGCCAAAACAUCUGUGGAUAAUGGGCUGUCUGAGAAAGGGAAGAAACAGACAGUGAGAGCGGCGUUUGAUUUGAAGGAAAUGAGAGCUUGUGAAGGAAGUUGUUGGAUUUGGCCUUCCAUUACUCAGAGAGCUUAUCAGGCUGCUGAGAUUAUCGCUGCUGUUAAUGGUAUCAAUCGAAGCCGUAUAGUCCCCGAAUAUAGCUUUCUGGAUGCUCGUGGAUUGGGGGCAUAUGAGGGGAAAAGCUUGGAUACAUUAUCUGAAGUGUAUGAAUCAGACAGCCUUUCUCCGAAUAUAAAGCCACCCCCUACUGAUGAUGGAACACCUAAUGAGAGUGUUUCGGAUGUCUUUGUUCGUGUAACACAAGUUAUGUCAGUUCUUGAAACCCAAUACUCUGAGGACACGGUCAUUAUUGUUUCACCAGAUUCUGACAACUUGACAAUUCUGCAAGCUGGUUUAACAGGGCUUGAUCUUCGAAGGCAUAGGGAUCUAUCUUUUGGACCAGGUGAAGUUAGAUAUGUUGAUGCUAGCAGUAUACCUACCUAUAAGCAACCUGAAUCAAAAGUUUAUAAAUGCUUAAAUCCCCCUAGCUGUACAUGACAUUAUAUUCCAAGUUUGGAUUUCGCCAACAACAAUGCAGGUGAAAUACGUGCGUUUUUACAACUAUAUAUUGUUGGCUUAGACAUCAUGUUUUAUAUAUACCGCUGAACAAAGUCUUGACAUUCUUCUUCUAAUGGUUUCAUUCUCUGAAUUCCAACUGAAGCUUUAGUUAAAAAGUUCUUUACAGGGCUGCAGCUAUAGUAAAUUUCUCCACUGGAACGUUUAGUCAGUGCUACAUGUAAAUGCGAGUUGAUUCACUGCAAUAUAAAUUACUAUCAUUUGUUAUCACAAAUGCUAAAUAUUUGACUUUCAACAGGAUCAUUUCUCAUCAUUGUUGGUGAAGAUGGGCUCAGGUAGCUGUAUGCAUUUCUUCAUUCUCAAAGUAUGCUGAUGUCUGGCCAGCACCUCCAAUGCUUUUCCCAUGUACAUGUCAUCAGUAGUUAGUCUUGGCAAAAAAUUUCUUUCUUUUCUGUUUGUGCGUAAUCAAGAACAGAAAAAAUUGAGAUAGAAUUAUGUACAUUAAUGGAUAUAUUAACUGAAUUUUUCUGUCUAAAUGUCACUCACGCUCAUCAUAAACUUUUAUAUUGGAAAUAUGUCGCUUGACCUACUGUUUCAGGCUUA